This is a messenger RNA of Cornus florida, 537 nucleotides long. RefSeq lists its product as uncharacterized. The coding region runs from base 1 to 537 and encodes 178 amino acids. Gene Ontology annotation, cellular component: dynein complex. Gene Ontology annotation, molecular function: dynein intermediate chain binding; dynein light intermediate chain binding. Lineage: Eukaryota; Viridiplantae; Streptophyta; Magnoliopsida; Cornales; Cornaceae. The transcript is spliced from 3 exons. Gene Ontology annotation, biological process: microtubule-based process. The record is from RefSeq and is a predicted model, not a curated record.
AUGGACACCCAUAAGAAAGGAGUCAUGUACGUUUAUAAGUUUGGCGGUGGAAAUCUCAAUCCGGAGUCUAGUCCAAAUCCAGCGGUGACCAAGAAAAAAUCUGUUUGGGGACUAAGAAAAUCGAAGUCCUAUAGAGAAACCGAGCAUGCAUAUGGUGGAUUGAAGGGGAUAGUAAAUGGAGGAGAUCAGCAUAUGGUUGAGGCAAGAAAAUCAGUGUGCGUCAUCGAGGCAAGAAAAUCAGUGUCACACUCACACAUAGAAGCCAGAAAAUCGGUGUCACACUCGCACAUAGACACGAAUGUGGCGUCGGCGGCGGCGUUUCUUCAAGUGAAGGUCUUGGUUUCUGACAUGCCUGGGUUCAUGCAGGUGCAUGCCUUUCAGUGUGCAAGGCGAACUUAUGAUAGUUUGGAGAAGUUUAGCUCUAAACACUUGGCCUAUAAUAUGAAGAAGGAGUUUGAUAAGGUGUAUGGGCCGGCCUGGCAUUGCAUCGUGGGCUCGAGUUUCGGUUCAUUUGUGACCCAUUCAACAGAGAGCUAG